CGGUAAGUCAGCUGAUGUUCCCUAAGCCGCGGCUCUUUGACAGCUCCGAGUGUGCGGACCUCUGGACUUCGGAACUAGGGGAGAUAACCUACCAAAGAAGAUGAAGAAAAACAGAGAACGAUUCUGCAACAGAGAGAGGGAAUUUGUAUAUAAAUUCAAAGUAGGAAGUCAGUGCUUAGAACUGAGGGUACCCCUCCAAUUUCCUAUUCAAGAGAAUGCCACUUAUCUACAUGGACGUCUGAUGCUGCUGCACAGUUUACCAUGCUUUAUAGAAAAAGGUUAUCUGUCUAUAAGAUCAAUAAUAGAAAAAACCACAUUAGAGCAUGCAAGGCCUGAAGAGCCCAGCUGGGAUGAAGAUUUUGCAGAUGUGUACCAUGACCUAAUCCAUUCUCCUGCCUCUGAAACGCUCCUAAAUUUGGAACAUAAUUACUUUGUUAGUAUCUCAGAACUGAUUGGGGAAAGAGAUGUGGAGCUCAAAAAAUUACAAGAGAGACAAGGUAUUGAAAUGGAAAAAGUGAUGCAGGAAUUGGGAAAGUCACGGACAGAUCAAGAUGUAAAUUCACUGGCUGCUCAGCAUUUUGAAUCCCAGCAGGACUUAGAAAAUAAAUGGUCAAAUGAAUUAAAACAAUCAACUGCCAUUCAAAAGCAAGAGUAUCAGGAAUGGGUGAUAAAACUUCAUCAAGACCUGAAAAAUCCCAACAACAGCACCCUCAGUGAAGAAAUUAAAGUUCAACCAAGUCAGUUCAGAGAAUCUGUAGAAGCAAAUGGAAGGAUUUAUGAGGAACAGAGGAAGUUAGAAGAAAGUUUUACCAUUCACUUAGGAGCCCAGCUGAAGACCAUGCAUAAUUUGAGAUUGCUGAGAGCAGACAUGCUGGAUUUCUGUAAGCACAAAAGAAAUCAUAGAAGUGGUGUGAAACUCCAUCGGCUCCAGACAGCUCUGUCACUUUACUCCACAUCGCUCUGUGGCCUGGUUUUACUAGUAGAUAAUCGAAUCAAUUCAUACAGUGGUAUUAAAAGAGAUUUUGCCACAGUUUGCCAAGAAUGCACUGACUUCCAUUUUCCCCGAAUUGAAGAGCAGCUGGAAGUUGUCCAGCAGGUGGUACUUUAUGCUAGAACUCAGCGCAGGAGUAAGUUGAAAGAAUCACAUGAUUCUGGAAACCAAAAUGGAGAAAGUGAUGAUAAGACUAAAAAUGCUGAUAGAAACUAUUUAAAUAUUUUACCUGGUAAGUAUUAUUUUAAAUUCCCAAAUUUUCACAAGCUGAGCACCAAUGUAACCAGUACCCAGAUUAUGAAACAGACCAUUACCAGCACCCCAGAAGCCACCCCCAUGCUCCCUUCCAGUCUCGAAAUGACUAUCCCGUGGUGCUUAAGGAGAGCAGAGCUUGUGUUUAAGUGUGUCAAAGGUUUCAUGAUGGAAAUGGCUUCGUGGGAUGGAGGAAUUUCUAGGACAGUGCAAUUUCUGGUACCACAGAGUAUUUCUGAAGAAAUGUUUUAUCAACUUAGUAACAUGCUUCCCCAGAUCUUCCGGGUAUCAUCAACACUUACUCUGACAUCCAAGCACUAACCCUGAUAGAUGGACAUGCUGGCAGAAGAGGAUUGUUAAACUCUCCAGGAACUUGAGCUCUGCCGGGAUAUAUGGUCAAGUGGUAGAAGCCCAGAAAGAACUGGCGAGCCAAGCCACAGACAAAUCAUGAUAGAUGGUCUGUUAAAUAUUCUAAAAAUUCAUCUAGCAUACAGGCUAGUGUUCAGCCCCUUUCUUACACAGUUAUUCUUAAAGUGUCUUUCUGAAAAAAAUUAUACUUUUAACUAUUGUAAUGUCCUAUCUGAAUAUUAGUAAGUUAAAACUUUCUAUUGGGUUGUCAGAAAAGUCAUGACACAUUUUUGUAACGAAAAACAGAAAAAAUAGUCAUGACUUUUCCGACAGCCCAAUAUAUUACCACACAUGGACUCUGGAUGUAGGAGAUUGUUCACUACACUUUCAUGGAGACAUUUGUCUUUUCCCAAGCGUUUGAGUCCUGUCUGGUGCAAGGCUUAAUUAAGUAUACAAUUAAAACCUUCCCUCUACCUUAUUUGCCAGUGAAAAAUAAAAACACUGAAAUAUA
This is a messenger RNA of Hipposideros armiger (great roundleaf bat), 2102 nucleotides long. It is a transcript of the gene FERRY3, whose product is annotated as FERRY endosomal RAB5 effector complex subunit 3. Gene Ontology annotation, cellular component: cytoplasm. The record is from RefSeq and is a predicted model, not a curated record. Bases 101 to 1564 code for a protein of 487 amino acids. NCBI's taxonomy places the organism in Eukaryota, Metazoa, Chordata, Mammalia, Chiroptera, Hipposideridae. Gene Ontology annotation, biological process: regulation of mast cell degranulation. The transcript is spliced from 14 exons.